GUUCCUAGUGAUGUCAGGCUGGAGAUGAUAGCUUUGCUUCUGAAGAGUGCUGAGCUGAAGGAAAAAAAGGUCGAGGGAUUGGAGGCGCUCAGAUCUAGUGUUGACUUAGAUCACUCCGAUGGAGAACAAGAAACUGAUGAAGAAUAUGGCAAUCAAGUUGUGAUUUUGAGGUCAAAACCAGGCACAAGCAGCUCAAUGGGUGGCCCUAUGGACAAAUUCUGCAAGCCUGGUAUAGAAGAAACUGUCAAGAGGAAGCAAAAAAGAAAUUGUGAAUCCGAAAAGGCCAUUGGAGAUGUUGGCACAGACUUCGAUGGGCCUACUGCAUAUGAGAUGAGUGGACCAUUCUUGCAGAAAAGGAAGAAGAAGGUGUUAGAUUCAUUCAAACCACAUAAGCAAGCAUGGGAGCACACAGGUUGUACCGUAAUGACAGAUGCAUGGACAGAUAAAAAGGGCAGGGGAGUAAUGAACCUAGUUGUGCAUAGUUCUCAAGGAGUCAUAUUCUUGAAUUCAGUUGAUUGUUCAUCUGUCCAAAAAAAUGGCAAAUACAUCUUUGACCUCGUUGAUAAUUGCAUUGAAGAUAUAGGGGCAGACAAAGUCGUUCAAGUGGUGACCGACAAUGCUAGUGUCAAUGUAGCAGCAGCAAGUCUAAUGAAAGCAAAGCGACCUUCCAUUUUUUGGAAUGGAUGUGCAGCCCAUUGUAUUGAUCCCAUGUUGGAGGACAUAGGGAAGCUUGGAUCGGUUGACAGAAUAAUUGUCCAAGCAAGACAAGUAACGGUGUUCUUGUAUGCUCACACAAGGGUGUUAGCUCUGAUGAGGAAAACACUUGGGAAAGACUUGGUACGGUCAGGUGUUACUAGGUUUGCCACGGCUUAUCUCAAUCUUAAAAGCUUGCAAGACAACAAGAAGGAAAUGCUUAAACUAUUCAGAUCAGAUGAGCUACAUGAAAUGGGUUACUUAGAGAAGGACAAGGGGAAGAUGGCUCACAAAACG
Molecule: messenger RNA, 990 nt
Organism: Aegilops tauschii subsp. strangulata
Lineage: Eukaryota; Viridiplantae; Streptophyta; Magnoliopsida; Poales; Poaceae
Source: RefSeq, a predicted model, not a curated record